AUGCUCUACUACACUACACCUCGUCAGAGAGGUAGAGUCAAGUCGUGGCGAAAGGAGCGCGGCUGUGGCUAUAUCAUCCCAGAAGGGAGCCCAGAGCAACAGCUGUGGGUUGGCCGGUACAAUUUGGUCGGAGUCACUGAUCUUUGUUCAGGUGACGAAGUGUCCUUCCUAAAGGACUGGGACAUCAAAGGCCAAGGUGGGACCAAAGAGGUGGCGAUUGAUGUCCAGGUCAUGAUCCCGAAAGACCAAAAUGUUCACGAGAUCAUCCGGCAAGCAACGCAGAACAACAGCUAUCCUGCCGCGUUGAUGCACCAGCCGCACCAGCAGCCGCAGCCGCCGUACCAGCAGCCACCCGAAAGAUGCACUGGAGUUGUGAAGAGAUGGCUCGAUCACAAAGGCUUUGGUUUUCUUCGGCCGCACAAUGGCGGCGAGGACAUUUACGUGCACAAGUCUGCGCUCGAGGGCAUCACUGAACUCAAUGCCGGUGAUCAGGUGCAGUUCCUCAGGCUAGAUGCUGACGGCAAGGCAAGACGUUGGUUGGGAGUUGUUUUGAGAAAACAUCCCGCAGAGCUUUUUCCACAUCCCACUAGAUAA
Durusdinium trenchii is the source of this 594-nucleotide messenger RNA. The record is from the annotation of a GenBank genome assembly. NCBI's taxonomy places the organism in Eukaryota, Dinophyceae, Suessiales, Symbiodiniaceae.